Molecule: messenger RNA, 612 nt
Organism: Brassica rapa (field mustard)
Lineage: Eukaryota; Viridiplantae; Streptophyta; Magnoliopsida; Brassicales; Brassicaceae
Molecular function (GO): zinc ion binding
Source: RefSeq, a predicted model, not a curated record
AUGACAAGUAACAUUGCUGAACAGCUAAACAACGCAUUGGUAGAGGGUAGGUCGUCCCCAAUAAUUGAGUUGGUGAUGUUCAUACAAGGGAUGAUGACAAGGUGGUUCAGUGCAAGACGUAAGAAGGCCAAUAAGCACCGGGGUCUGAUGACAAUAGAAGUCGAUAAAGUGAUGACAAAGACAAUGGCGCUGGUGAAGGGCAGCAAGGUGAACUCUAUUUCUAGCUGGAGCUGCCAAGUUGUUGGGAAGUUUGGUGGUUCUGAGAGUGUUCAGUUGGAGCAGAAGAAGUGUACUUGCAAGUACUUUGACAACAUGAAGAUACCAUGUGGGCAUGCCAUGAUUGCGGCCGACAACAUAGGGCUCGAAUAUGAGACAAUGGUUGGUCAUUGGUACAAGACGGUGGCGUGGAGGGAAACCUAUGCAGGUGUUAUUAGGCCAAUUGGCGACCCCAGGGACGAAUCUAUUCCGGAAGACGUGAGGGAUGCAAUGUUGAUGCCACCAUUGACUAAGAGGCCACCAGGGAGGCGUAGAACCAAACGAUUCCCCUCGACAGGGGAGAUGCCGGGUCCUAAGAAGAAGUCUGUGCCUAAUAAGUGCGGGAGGUGCAGGUAG